Molecule: messenger RNA, 1860 nt
Organism: Centropristis striata (black sea bass)
Lineage: Eukaryota; Metazoa; Chordata; Actinopteri; Perciformes; Serranidae
Exons: 4
Coding region: 1-1623 (540 amino acids)
Biological process (GO): lipoprotein metabolic process; lipid transport
Cellular component (GO): membrane; extracellular region
Molecular function (GO): lipid binding
Source: RefSeq, a predicted model, not a curated record
AUGUCGGAGGAAAGAGAAAAACUAAAGGAGGCCUUGUGCUGCUACACCAGAAGUACCCUCAGCCACAUUGACACAGUGAAAGAAUUCUGUGAGAUGUUCUCAACUUGGGAAGAUGCAAGACAGAAAGAGUUGACAAAGUUAAAAAAAGAAAUUGCAAAACAAGAACUGGCCAAUUUGCUAAAGGUAACUUUGGGAGGCCUGGAGGAGCUCGACUGCUUCCUGGAUGCAGUGGAGAAUCUGGCGGUUACCUCACUUCAUGUGUUCAAGGAGAAGAACCAGGUGCUACAUCUGCCAGAAGGGGUCAGCCCUGAACAUGUCCAGGUGGUCAUCACUGCUGCACGGACAGUCUGUCCUCUCCUCCUCGAGUUUAAACGAGAUGCCAGUGUCUUCUUCCUCCCCAGGCUUCAGAAUGUGGAAGUGCUGUCAUAUCAGCUGGACAAAUACAUUCAGACCACCCAGGAAAUAUGUGACAAGCUAGAGAAAAGCUCCAUCAGUGACUUUUCCCUGAAGAUGAACACAGAAACUCUGGUGGACCUCAGUGUGGAUUUGUCUGAAGAUGACAUACAAAGGAUGCUUCAUCAGAUUAAUCAGCUCCAUGAAAUCAGGAUGAACCAGAGCUUCCGGACGGUGUUCUUGUUUCAGGAGGAACCAUGCAGUGGCUUCAUCGGUGAGUUCAGUGAGAAACAGCCCAGGAUGCUGCAGUUUCUAACAGACCUGGAGGAGAUUGCUGUUCAGCUGGACAGGAUGAGAAAGGGGGCGAAGAUCUCCAGUGUGGCCGGCAGCUCAGUCGGGGCAGUUGGAGGUGUGCUUUCCAUCGUUGGUUUGGCAUUAAUUCCUGUAACAGCUGGAGCAUCUAUAGUUCUGACGAUGACCGGGUUAGGGUUGGGAAUUACCAGUGCGACCAACAGUUUUGUCACUACCGCCACAUCGAUCGGAGUGAACCACACACAACAAAAGAAAGCCAAUGAAACCUUCAAGAGCUUCAUGGAGGAUGUGCAGAGUCUCCAGGAUUGUCUGGAGGAGGUGAUAAAUCAACCAGUUACCAGAAUAGAAGCAAGUGAGAUAGAUUUGGUUUUAGCAGGCAAGAUUGUAAAAAAAGUGAAUUCUGUUUGGAAAGGCACUGACUCAGUGGUUGAUGCUGCUUCUGCCUUUAAGCUGUUUAAAAGUAAAGCAAGUCUUGCAACUGCUGGUAAAGUGGCAGUGCAGGAAGGAAAAGCGUUACGUAACGUACCCAGGGUGGCAGCAGAUAUCCCAGAUAUUGGACAGGCAGCAGUCAAAGGGCCUCUUGCUCUCUCCAAGUCAGCCAGGGCCGGUCUCAUCGGGCUCAAUGCGCUCUUCCUCGGCAUGGAUAUCUUCUUCAUCUGUAAAGACAGCAUCAGUCUGGCCAAAGGCAGCGAGACUGAAUUAUCACAGUUCAUCAGAGCCAGAGCUGCACUGUGGAGCUCAGAGAUGGACUCAUGGCAGAAGAUCCAUGACUUCCUGACCAAAGGUCUGGUGACAUCAGAGGAAAACAAAGCUAUCCUGGAGACGCUGUUUUAUCCAGAGAGGGAGAUGAAGAAACACAGAGACACAGAAAUGGAUGAUGAAUUUAAUUUGAUGAAGUGGAUGAAAUACAACAAAUGAAUGAGAAAAAGUCAUGUGUGAUACAGUAGUGCUCAGUGAACAGAGAUUACUGCACAUUUAGAAUAAACUCAACACUCAGAUCACAUACAGUAUCAUUUUAAAGUCACUGUUCAGCAUCAAACAUCAUUAAAAUGCAUAUUAGCUCUAAUUCUCACGACAUAAACCAAUUUAUUGAGUCAGCCCUUUAUUUUUUCUUUAUUGUGAAUUUAGCAACCUUUUGCUCAUAUGAGACAUAAU